CGGCCCUGCUCUUCGAGUGCGCCGGGCGCUGCGGGCGGGGCCGGCCGGGCUUGCCGGGCGCAGAGGACGCGGCGCAGGCAUGUUCCGGCUCCUGGGCGCCGACCUGGGCCGAGCCCUCCUGCGGGCCGCGGGGCGGCGGGGCCGGCGCUGCUGGGCGCACCUGCCCCCGGGGCCGGCAGGCGGCCGGGCGCCAGCGGUGAGGGUGCCGCCGCCCCGCGUCGCUCCGCAGGGCGGGGGCCCGGGCCUGCUGCCGCUGCUGGCAGCGCUCGCGUGGUUCUCGAGGCCCGCGGCGGCGGAGGAGCCGGGAGCGGACCGGGCCGCCCGGGAGGCCGAGGAGGACGAGACCGAGGCCGAGAUCAUCCAGCUGCUGAAGCGAGCCAAGUUGAGCAUCAUGAAAGAUGAGCCAGAAGAGGCUGAGCUAAUUUUGCAUGAGGCACUUCGUCUUGCCAUUCAGAGUGAUAACAAGAAGGCCAUCAUUUACACUUAUGAUUUGAUGGCCAACUUAGCAUUUAUACGGGGUCAGCUUGAAAAUGCAGAAAAACUUUUUAAAGCAACAAUGAGUUACCUGCUUGGAGGGGGCAUGCAACAGGAAGACAAUGCAAUAAUUGAAAUCUCUCUAAAGUUGGCCAGUAUCUAUGCUGCUCAGAAUCGACAGGAAUUUGCUCUUGCUGGCUAUGAAUUCUGCAUUUCAACUCUAGAGGAAAAAAUUGAAAGAGAAAAGGAAUUAGCAGAAGACAUUUUGUCAGUGGAAGAGAAAGCCAACACCCGCCUCCUCCUCGGCAUGUGCUUAGAUGCUUAUGCUCGCUACCUUCUGUCCUCCAAGCAGCCAUCGCAGGCACAGAGGAUGUAUGAAAAAGCUCUGCAUAUUUCUGAAGAAAUACUAGGAGAAAGACACCCACAGACCAUUGUGCUAAUGAGUGACCUGGCUACCACCCUGGAUGCACAAGGCCACUUUGAUGAGGCCUGUGUGUACGUGCAGAGGGCGUCAGAUCUGGCAAGACAAGUAGGACAUCCUGAGCUGCACAUGGUGCUGAGUAACCUGGCUGCAGUUCUGAUGCACAGAGAACGAUAUGCACAAGCAAAAGAGAUCUACCAGGAAGCACUGAAGCAAGCAGAGCUCAAAAGAGAUGAGGUUUCAAUACAGCACAUCAGGAAAGAAUUGGCCGAGUUGUCCAGAAAAAGUAGACCUUUGACUUAAUCAAGCUCUGAAUCCCUUUUUGUUGUAGGAAAUUUCCCAGUAUCAGUGGCACCCAAAUCAAUGGCUUAAAUGAGCGAUUUUCAACCUGUUUGUUGCAAGAAUUUUUAAAACCUGCAGUACCCGACUAGUCAGGGGCACUGACCUCUUUUCCCUUAGGUUGUUAAAUAAAAAAGAUUACAACAGCCAACACAACAGUAGCCGUCCAGUGUGAAUGAAUCAAAAUUAUACCUAUUACUUUGUCAGAUUGGCAAAAAAUAUAUUUUUUUGGUGUGCUGCAGAAUUUUCAUACUCAGUUUAUGUGCCACGAGAUGAAGAGUUGAAAAUCACUGGCUUAAACCCUUUGUCCUUGAUCCUCAAGUGUCCUCAGCUUAGCCUCUGUGCAGGACAGGUUAAACAUUGCACCUCCGCUUGUUUUUUACAGGAAAGGCAACUUUCACACCUGACUUUGACUUCUAAAGAUGUCUGUCAAGUAGUGUUUCAGUGUAGCAUACGUAGGUGCUCCAUGCAGGUCUAAUUGUAGAUUAAGAUGGGUCAGUUUCCCCUGGGUGGGUGUAUAAUUCACACAGGCAUCUCUGCCAUAAGAACAAAUCACGGAGCAGCCACCUGCACCCAGAACCUCACCACAGGGUAGGCCCUACCGCAUUCCUGGGGUGCUGACGUGUACCAUAGGCCCAGCAGAGGAGUCGCAGGCCUGGACCCAACUCCUGGCUUUGGAAUGGGGUCUCGGUACCCUCAUUUGUAAAGUAAAGGACAAAAGAGAUUCUUUCUUGGCCACAGAAGAAGGUAUUUGGUCAAAUGAUCUAAAUGAAUAGAUUGCUGUGUUGAAAGAACUCUAUCAUUUUUCCUCAGUCUAGAAAGUGUAUACAGAUACUCUUCAACUCAUCAUGGGGUUAUGUCCUGAUAAACCCGUCAUAAAUUGAAAAUACCCUACGUCAAAAACACAUUUAAUAUGCACCAGCCGGGUGGCUCAGUUGGCUGAAGUGUUGUCUCACACACCCAAGUGUGCGGAUUCCAUUCCAGGUCAGGGCACAUACCUGGGUUGCAGGUUCCAUCCCCAGUUGGGGAGCUUUCAGGAGGCAACCAAUCAAAGUUUCUCUUUCUGUCUCCCUUCCUCUCUAAAAUCAAUAAACAUAUCCUCGGGUGAAGGUUUAAAAACAAGUAUUAAAAACACCUAACCUAGUAAAUAGUUUACCCUGCCAGUUUCUACUGAGUACCUAUCACUUUUGCACCUUUGUAAAAUUGAAAAAUUGUUAAGUCAAACCACUGAAAGUCAGACUGUCUAAGUACAAGAUGCAUAGAUGAGUGCUUUACCUUGCAAAGACCUGGUGGCUUCGGGAAAGGCAGUUUUUCUUCGCACCGUGAAGGAACACUUGUUACUGGUAUUCCUUUGGGGUGGGUUAUGAGUGGGAAUGAUAAACUAUGUUUUUGGUUCCUAUGUACAUACUGGAAGAAUCCUUUCAUAAUAAAUUACUCUACAACAAUAUUGUA
Molecule: messenger RNA, 2686 nt
Organism: Myotis myotis
Lineage: Eukaryota; Metazoa; Chordata; Mammalia; Chiroptera; Vespertilionidae
Gene: TTC19
Product: tetratricopeptide repeat domain 19
Exons: 10
Coding region: 80-1198 (372 amino acids)
Biological process (GO): mitochondrial respiratory chain complex III assembly
Cellular component (GO): mitochondrial inner membrane
Molecular function (GO): protein binding
Source: RefSeq, a predicted model, not a curated record